Messenger RNA from Drosophila takahashii, 1926 nucleotides. Its product is annotated as probable ATP-dependent RNA helicase DDX55 homolog. Gene Ontology annotation, cellular component: nucleolus. NCBI's taxonomy places the organism in Eukaryota, Metazoa, Arthropoda, Insecta, Diptera, Drosophilidae. The record is from RefSeq and is a predicted model, not a curated record. Gene Ontology annotation, molecular function: RNA helicase activity; nucleic acid binding; ATP binding.
UGUUGACAAAAUACGUUGCGAUGUCCCGGAAAAAGUGGUCCUCGCUGGACAAACCGCCACUCUCGGAUGCAGUGCUUCAGGUGGUGCAGAGCUUCGGCUUCCAGCAGAUGACGCCCGUCCAGACGGCGGCCAUUCCGCUGCUCCUGGCCCGAAAAGACGUAUCCGCGGAGGCGGUGACGGGCAGUGGAAAAACGCUGGCCUUCCUCGUGCCCCUGCUGGAAAUCCUGCAGAGGCGCCACAAGGAGACGCCUUGGGGGCCGAAGGAGGUUGGUGCCCUCAUCAUCUCACCCACUAGGGAACUGGCCCGCCAGAUCUCCGAGGUGCUGGCCCAAUUCCUGGAGCACGAGGAUCUGGAGCAUCUGAAUCAACAGCUGAUUGUGGGCGGCAACAGCAUCGAGGAGGAUAUAGCCACGCUGCGCAAGGAGACGCCCUGCAUUCUGGUCUGCACGCCCGGCCGGCUGGAGGAUCUCUUCCAGCGCAAGGGCGACGAUCUGAAUUUGGCGGCGCGGGUCAAGAGUCUGGAGUUUCUGGUCCUCGACGAGGCGGAUCGUCUGCUGGACUUGGGCUUCAAAACGAGUGUGAACAACAUACUGGGCUACCUGCCCCGCCAGCGACGAACUGGACUCUUCUCCGCCACACAGACCACCGAGGUGACGGACCUAAUCCGUGCGGGUUUGAGAAAUCCUGUACUGGUUUCGGUCAAAGAGAAGGCAUCUGUGAACACGCCCGCUCGCCUGCAGAACUUCUACAGGAUUGUCGAGCCGGAACGCAAGUUCCUGGCCCUGCUGGACUUCCUCGGCUCACCCGCCACGCGAACCGGCAAGGUAAUGGUCUUCUUUCCCACCUGCGCCUGUGUGGAAUACUGGGCGGAGGCCCUGCCGCCGCUGCUGCCCAAGCGCACAGUGCUGGGAAUCCACGGCAAGAUGAAGAACAAGCGGGCCAAUGUGGUCGAGAGGUUCCGCAACACACCGCAGGCCGUGCUCCUCUGCACGGAUGUCCUGGCGCGUGGCCUGGAUGUGCCCGAGAUCGAGUGGGUGGUGCAGUGGGAUCCACCCGCGACUGCCUCCAGUUUUGUGCAUCGCGUGGGACGCACUGCUCGGCAGGGCAACGAGGGCAACGCUCUGGUGUUUCUGCUGCCCAGCGAGGAUGCCUAUGUGCACUUCCUGAAGAUCAACCAGAAGGUGGAGCUGAAUGAGCUGCCCACCGAGGAGCAGGAGGGCGAUGCUCUUCAACUGCCAGCUAUCCUGAACCAACUGCAUCGCCUGCAGGCGGCGGACAAGGGCAUCUAUGACAAGGGAAUGCGCGCUUUUGUCUCCCAUGUGAGGGCAUACACCAAACACGAAUGCAGCGCUAUUCUCCGGCUAAAAGAUCUGGAUCUGGGCAAAAUGGCCACUGCCUACGGCCUCCUGCAACUGCCUCGCAUGCCGGAGCUGAAGAACUACAAGGAAGGCGGCUAUAUAGCGCCCACUUUCGAGGUGGAUCUCGCCAAGCUCACCUACAAGAACGUCCAGAAAGAGCAGGUACGGCAGAAGAAAAUGGAAACGUACGAGCAAACGGGCAGCUGGCCGGGCCAGAAGCAGCACAAGAAGCGUGUGGAGUCCUGGGAUCAGACCAAGAAGGCCAAACUGGAUGCCAAGUCGAAGAAGGAGCUGCGCAAGGCCAAGAAGCAGCGGAAGAAGGCGGCGGAGGCAGAGGCGGGAGCUGCGAAGGGAAAGAAGCGACAGCAGUUCAGCCAGGAGGAUCUCGACGAGCUGGCCAGCGAUAUUCGGCUCUUCAAGCGGCUCAAAAAGAACAAGAUCAGCGAGGAGGAAUUCGACAAGGCCAUGGGCAUCGAGGGCGAGAAUGAGUGAUUAAUUUCUAUGUACAAUAAAAGUUUGUUAAGAAUAACUAACUAACAUCAAAAGAACUAUUUUAGUUUUAUAUAAA